GCAGCAGACGUCCUGAGACUGCCCCUGCCCGCGGAGCCGGUGAGUCCAGCUGAGUCCAGAGCCAACGUCCGCCCGCGUCCCAUCCGCGCACCUCGGCCCCACCAUGGCUCGGGGCCCGGGCCUCGCGCUGCGGUCGCCACCGCUGCCGCUGCUGUUGCUGCUACUCCUGGCAGCGGUGAUCGGCCAGGCAGCCGCACGGGACAACUGUACGUGCCCCACAAAUAAGAUGACCAUAUGUAGCCGGGAAGGCCGGGACGGCCGCUGCCACUGCCGCGCGUUCGGGACUAACGUCGAGGUCAACUGUUCCUCGCUGACCUCCAAAUGCCUGCUGCUCAAGGCGCGCAUGAGCGCCCGCAAAAGCGGCCGCAUGCUGGUACGCCCCAGCGAGCACGCGAUCGUGGACAACGACGGCCUGUACGACCCCGACUGCGACCUUGAGGGCCGCUUCAAGGCCCGCCAGUGCAACCAGACGUCGGUGUGCUGGUGCGUGAACUCCGUGGGCGUGCGCCGCACGGACAAGGGCGACCAGAGCCUGCGUUGCGACGAGCUGGUGCGCACCCACCACAUCCUCAUCGACAUGCGCCACCACCCGGCCGACCGCGCCUUCAACCCCUCCGACCUGGACGCCGAGCUGCGGCGGCUCUUCCGCGAGCGUUACCUGCUGCCCCCCAGGUUUGUGGCGGCGGUGCACUACGAGCCGCCCAUCAUCCAGAUCGAGCUGCGGCAGAACGCGUCGCAGAAGGCCCCCGGCGACGUGGACAUCGCGGACGCCGCCUACUACUUCGAGAGGGACGUCAAGGGCGAGUCGCUGUUCCCCGGCCGCGGCGGCCUGGACGUGAGCGUGAGCGGCCAGCCCCUGCUGAUGGAGCGGCCGCUCAUCUACUACCUGGACGAGAAGCCGCCGCAGUUCUCUAUGAAGCGCCUCACAAGCGGCCUCAUCGCCGUCAUUGUGGUGGUCGUGCUGGCCCUCGCCGCCGGCGUGGCCGUCCUGGUGAUUACCAACUGGAGGAGAUCCGGGAAGUACAGGAAGGUGGAGAUCAAGGAAAUGGGGGAGUUGAGAAGGGAACCGAGCUUGUAGGUACGGGCGGGGCAGGGGGCGGGGUGGGGUGCGCGAUUCUCGCAGGUUUCCCAGACCAAAGUGAGUCACGAUUCUUGAUUCUGUGAGCCCAAAGCAGACAUUUCUCUUCCUAAAUUCCUUGUCUCUCCGUACCGCACCCACCAAGUUUAACCAGUCGUGGUCUCAGAGUCACCUCUCUUUGGGACUUUUGUCCUGAAGGAGGCAUUUGUAAAAUUCCUUCCCCUUCGGUCCAACGAGAAACCUGUCUGGAAGAGUUAAGGAAAGACUUGCAUAGGGUCAUGUAUGAGAAUCAAGUGUCAACAUGACAACCCAGUAUCUUUACAAGUGACACCAUUAAUGUUGAAAGCUUAAAUGCGUUUUGAUGGGAAACGGCGCGUUCACUGUCUUGGGUUUAAGUUAUUUGAUUAGCUCCACUUGGCCCGUGGCCUUCUUGAUGGGGAGCUGCUAAUUGGGUCUGUGCAGUAUCCGCAUUCACCAUCGUUUGCAUUACCGGCCACAUGUACUUGUCACCUGGAAAGAAAUCUGUUACAGUUGCCUCAGCACAUUUUAGAUUGAGGGAGGACUCCACCUGGAAAUUCAGCGUCCAGCUUCAUCUUGCCCUUGUAACAGCUGAUAUUAGUAAUGUUUCUUUUGUAAAAUGUUUGUACAUAACGUUAUCUUUGAUAAUGCUGCUGUGAUUUUUUUUAAAAACACGAAUUUAAUAAAAUAUGGGAAAGGCAUAA
This is a messenger RNA of Pteronotus mesoamericanus, 1800 nucleotides long. It is a transcript of the gene TACSTD2, whose product is annotated as tumor associated calcium signal transducer 2. Gene Ontology annotation, biological process: positive regulation of stem cell differentiation. The coding region runs from base 104 to 1078 and encodes 324 amino acids. Gene Ontology annotation, cellular component: membrane; nucleus. The record is from RefSeq and is a predicted model, not a curated record. The transcript has a single exon. NCBI's taxonomy places the organism in Eukaryota, Metazoa, Chordata, Mammalia, Chiroptera, Mormoopidae.